Molecule: messenger RNA, 2581 nt
Organism: Camellia sinensis
Lineage: Eukaryota; Viridiplantae; Streptophyta; Magnoliopsida; Ericales; Theaceae
Source: RefSeq, a predicted model, not a curated record
CAUGCCACAUGGCCCAAAUCACAGGAUGGAGUGAAGUUUGCCUUUUUCUACGUCACUGUCCAAAGAGUGUUCCUUUCCCUCCAAAACAUGCCCAAUCGUUAAUAUUAAUAGAGUUAAAAAUAAAUACCAAACAGACACAGAAGUAGGCCAUCCAUGGCGAAUCAUUCUGAUUCAGAACGAUACUUUCAAUUUAGGGUUCAUCGUAGCAAGCAAAAUGGCGGAGAGCAUCAGUCGGACGUCUUGCUCCGCUUUCAGGGCUCAAUCACAACCACGAGGGCAUAUUAAGUUGCAUAGCUUAUACCAACAAUGGUGAGUCAAUGUCAGAAAGAAAUUGUUGCUGAUGAGGAUAGAACAGUGAGUAUUGAGAUCAAAGAGGGUGAUGAGAGAGAUAUUUCCUCACUUAGCAGCAAUGAGUGGCUAAACUUCAUAAUAGAUGCUAGAGGUGAGUCUCGAUCUGGAAGCAUCAACUCACUGAAGCCCAAAAUACAGAAGGUUCAACCUAUGCUUCGCGAGGUUGAAUCCAACAAGAAGUGCUAUGAUCCCCGGGUGGUUUCAAUCGGUCCCUACCACCAUGGGAAACCAGAGCUUGAAGCUGGUGAAAGGAUCAAAAUUCCACUGGCACGAUUGUAUUUGAAAGACAGUAGUAAAGAAACGGUCCAUGAAUUAUAUAAGGAGGUGGUCAAUGUGGCUGGUGAAGCCAGGAAAUGCUAUGCUGAGGGCUUGACAGAUUUCACCGAUGAGUCAUUUGCUCGGAUGAUGUUCCUUGAUGGCUGCUUCAUCCUUCAGUACAUUUACGGCAUUGUAAAUGCAAUUCCCGAGGUUUCGGAGAUAAUUCACCAUGCUCCUUUGGUGCGGCGAGACUUGUUCUUGUUGGAGAAUCAACUCCCUUUCUUAGUGCUCCAAGUGCUAAUGCGCUUGAAAUCUAAAAAACACGAGGGUGAAAAAAUGAUCACGGCUUUCAUCAAGCGCAUUAGGGGCGAGCCUGGUGAAAGAGGUGGGCUAAUGGAAAAAAUUGAAAACUUCUUUCAGAAGAAUGUUUGGAGGACACAAAGCCAUCGUGAGAUGAUGCAGCAAAGGAAUUCUGAAGACAACCCCCCCAUUCAUUUUCUUGAACUUGUUCGCAGGCAAUAUAUUGAUUCAACAACUUCUUCCAUCGGGUGUCACAUUACUGGUGAUUGGUACUCUCGUCGGUCAGCCAGGGACUUCACGUCAGUUGGGAUCCAGUUCAAGCCAAGCAAGACAUCCCAAUUGACAGACAUAGAUUUCAAGUCUACAUGCACUUCUGGGACUCUCCAACUUCCUCCAAUUAUCGUUGAUGACAUAACAAAGUCUAUUCUGUUGAACUUGGUGGCCUAUGAGGCCUGCCCGGAUAGUAUAACUGAUGUUGGUGUGACCUCGUACAUAUGUUUCAUGGAUUCUCUUAUUGAUCAGGAUGAAGAUGUGAAGGUGUUGAGGGCUAAGGGUAUAUUGAUCAACUUUCUUGGUAGUGACGGACAUGUGGCUGAUCUUUUCAAUGAGAUAGCCACUGAUUUGGUUCCAAGCCCUCAUGCUUAUGUUGAAGUUAAAAAGAAAAUUGAAAAGCAUCAUAGAAGCCGCAUGAAGAUUUGGGUAGCAGAUUGGCUUCAUACAUAUUUUAGGAACCCUUGGACUUUCAUUGCUGUCACUGCUGCAAUUUUGGCCAUUACAUUGAGUGUCUUUCAGACUAUCCUUGCUGCAAUUCAGACUUACCUCACUGCCCAUCCACCAAAAGACAUAAAAGGGUUUUCAGGGCUCGAAAUGAUGAAAAGGCGGAUGUAAUAAGCUUAUUAAUAGCACUUGGUAGCUGGAUUGUUGUUUAUCCUAUGCCUUCCUUCCAACUGGCGUGCUAGUGCUAACGAUGGAUGAUUGUGAGAAGGUAUAACUUUGACCGAAAAUGAGCUAUCUCCAAGUAGGAGGGUAGUCCAAGGAGAAGAAUCAUGUGGAGGGAGCAGCAGCCACGACCAACCUCUGGCCAUUGCCGACGAGCACAAUGUGCAGCUGAGUGUAGUAAUUCAAAGCCCUCCAAAGCCCUCCGAGGCCAGAGCCAGAGCCAGAGUCUUGCGAUGAGUGGCUAAAUUCCAUAAUGAAAGAAGGAGGCGAGUCUGGCAAGUCUGGUGACUCCUCAAACAACACAAUGCCAGAGCAUAAGAUGCAAAGAGUCCCCCAGACGCUUUGGCAGAUGGAGUCGAAGUUACGACAGGAAUUACAUUGAUUGUAACUUAUUAAAGCUUUCAUAUAAUAUGAUUGCGGUCAUAGAGUCGAAGUUACGAUACAAUUAUAUUGAAUCGUAACUUAUUAAAGCUCCAACAUGAUGUGAUUGCGUCAUAACUUCCAACAUAUUACCCAUUACUUUAAGCAUGUUAAAUCAUAACCGAGGUGAAUGGUACCCACAAUAGAAUUUGCUCUCACUUUAUAAAGAGAAAAGGACAAAGAAACAUAUUGUCCAGACAAAACUCAUGAUGUACGCAACUUGGUAGAGAAGUGUUUCCCAUCCAUCUAUUCUUUCUUUAUUCCCUAUCCAAAAAAAGAAAAUUCUGUGUGUGAUUUGCGUGUUUACUCUACA